Messenger RNA from Sesamum indicum (sesame), 2152 nucleotides. RefSeq lists its product as uncharacterized. Lineage: Eukaryota; Viridiplantae; Streptophyta; Magnoliopsida; Lamiales; Pedaliaceae. The record is from RefSeq and is a predicted model, not a curated record.
ACUCAUAGACAAGUCUCCUAUGGCUACCCAAACUCUGAAUAUGCUUCUUUGUCUGUUAUAGUCUCCUCUUUGGCUGCAAAAAAUCUUGUCAAGCUAAACCCCUUUGAUUUAGUCUUAGUUUUACCCAGACAAUCAAACACGAAUUCAAACCCUUCAUGCACGCACUACAUACUAUGCAAUCUUCAUCUCUUUCCUUGUAGUUCCUGCUCUGCCGCCAUCUACCCUUUUCCCAAUCCCUGUUUCAAAUAAAUCCAAUUUAAAACUUUCUCUUUUUUUUAUCAGAAACUGAGAAAGACUUUUUCUUUUUUCGGUGUGGGUUUGAGGAGUAAGAUGUUUGAUUCUUUGAGAUUAUCUUCUGUGAAACCCAACAUCUUUUCUACCCUCACUUUUGCUUUGAUCAUCUUGGUUAUAAUAUUCGCCGACAGCAUCAUAUCCAAUGCGUCGCUCCAUUUUGAUGCUUUUGAGGAUGUAAGCAGCAGUCAUCAUCAUCAGUUGCAGACUCACCAUACAGCGCCUCAACUGAAAAUAACAGCAAGUGAGAAGGAAAGAAUUCUUCAGCCUGAUAACAAGAUUAAGUCUGAAGAGCUGGGAUUGUUUGAGCCAUCUGAUUUGGCUAGAAGGUUUGACUCUAGAGUUAGGGAAUUUUUCAGCAGAUAUCAAUGUGAAGUUCGGGUCUUCAUGACAUGGAUUUCACCAGUGGAUUCAUUUGGAGAAAGGGAGUUUUUUGGGUUGGAGAGCUUAUUCCGAACAAAUCCCACGAGUUGUUUGAUUAUCUUGUCCACGACUAUGGAUUCGAGACAGGGGAAAACCAUUUUGCAGCCUUUGAUUAGUCGUGGUUUUCGUGUUCGAGCGAUGAGUCCUGACUUGUGGGUUUUAUUCAACAACACUCCGGCUCAAGGUUGGUUGAAUGAUAUCAAGAACGGAAACAAGGAUCCAGGGGAGAUUCCACUGGCUCAGAACUUAUCAAAUUUGAUCAGGCUUGCAGCUUUGUAUAAGUAUGGGGGUGUUUAUUUCGACACAGACUUUAUAAUCUUGAAAGAUUUUUCAGCUUUAAGGAAUGUAAUUGGAGCACAAAGCAUUGAUGUCAAUGGGAACUGGACAAGACUGAAUAAUGCAGUUCUCAUUUUCGACAAGAACCAUCCUCUUGUAUACAUGUUCAUGGAGGAAUUUGCUUCAACUUUUGAUGGGAAUAGAUGGGGUCACAAUGGACCAUACUUAGUCUCUAGGGUUGUAAAUAGGGUGGCAAAAGCAGGACAGUUCAAUUUCACGGUCCUGCCCCCAAUGGCUUUCUACCCGGUGGAUUGGACUCGGGUUGGAGGAUUCUUCAUCCGGCCUGGGGAUCAGGUAGGCGCGAGGUGGGUAGAAGCUAAGAUCAGGCAACUAAGCGGGGCGACUUAUGGGGUGCAUUUGUGGAAUAAGCAAAGUAGCAGAUUCAAGAUUGAAGAAGGAAGCAUCAUAGGUAGACUCAUCUCUGAUAAUUGUGUCAUAUGCAGCAUGCCCAAUUCUUCGACUUCAUGAACAGGCCAAAUCAGCUUAAUUGGACUUAGUUCUGAUCAAUUUUGGUCUGCGCGUUUUGAUCCUUAUGCUAUGAUGCAUAUGUUCCUCAUUAUUGAAACUUGCGUGUGAAGAAAGUAUCCCAUUUUGAUGACCAUUUCCGGAGUCAAAAGAAGCUCCGAUUAUCUUGAGUUCUGCCCAUGGAUCAUCAUGAACAGCACUAUCGCUGUCGCUGCCCCACAAAAGAAGAGGCUUAAUGAUGGGCGAAACCGUGUAAUCCUUAAAGUAAUUGCCCAAACUAGUGUGCUCCAUGUCGAACAAUCUCCUCAACGAUGUGCUCCCUUCUCUCAUCAACUCCAACAAUCUACUGCUCUUUCUCGGAGAAGUAAAGGAAGACGUUGCAGACGAGGAGGAAGAAGAAGAGGACGAGAAAUACAAGGAUCUCUGGGCCAAGUUAAUGGUUUCAAGAUGGACCCAAAUCUACUGGGCCUUGUAAAAUAGGAAGAGAGGAUCAAGUAAAGAGAGAAGGGCCGCCGAGUACAAGAUUGGAAUCUUGAAUGAUGAUGAUGAUGAUGAUAGAAUUAGGCACAAUCACACAUGCUCAUGUAUUCAUAUUCAUACUAAUUCCAUUUAUAUAUAUAUAUAUAUAUAUUUUUCA